AUAUUGUACCAGUUGGUUAUGAAGAAUUAGAUAAAGAGUUGAUGAGUGACAGUCCAGAAAUAAAUAAAUUUAUUAAAGAAAAUGAUGGCUUAAGAUGGAUACCUUACGAACAAUUAUCAAAUAUCGAAUAUCUUGCUCAUGGUGGGUUUGGUGUAGUAUCUAAGGCCAGAUGGAAGUCUUCAGAAGUUGCUUUAAAGUGUUUAAAUAAUUCUAAAAAUUUGACAGCUGAUAUCUUACAAGAGAUCACUAAUUAUCGACUGUUUGAUCAUAGAUUUAUUAUUUAUGUUAAUCAAUGCUAUGGAAUUUCUCAAGACCCUGCAACUGGCAAUUAUUUAAUGGUAAUGCACUAUUUUGAGUGCGAUAGAAGAUGUCGAAAAAUCAACAAAAUUAGCACAUAUAAGCAAACAGAGGAUGUAGAAAGAUCAAUAGCAAUAUACCAAUUACACCCGCAAGCUAUUUAUACGAGUCGACUGCUUGACUUAUAUUUGAAGGAAAAUGAUUAUGUUUCCGAAAAUUUGAAUGAACUUCACAUCGAAGAAAAUUAA
This is a messenger RNA of Cetraspora pellucida, 545 nucleotides long. The record is from the annotation of a GenBank genome assembly. NCBI's taxonomy places the organism in Eukaryota, Fungi, Glomeromycota, Glomeromycetes, Diversisporales, Gigasporaceae.